This is a messenger RNA of Mycotypha africana, 174 nucleotides long. RefSeq lists its product as uncharacterized. The coding region runs from base 1 to 174 and encodes 57 amino acids. The record is from RefSeq and is a predicted model, not a curated record. The transcript has 2 exons. Gene Ontology annotation, molecular function: ATPase inhibitor activity. NCBI's taxonomy places the organism in Eukaryota, Fungi, Mucoromycota, Mucoromycetes, Mucorales, Mycotyphaceae. Gene Ontology annotation, biological process: negative regulation of ATP-dependent activity. Gene Ontology annotation, cellular component: mitochondrion.
AUGAAUCAAAGUGGAGCUACUGCGCAAUCAAAGGAAUUUCAAUCCAGAGAAAGAGCCGCUGAAAAUCAAUAUGCACGUAAAAAGGAAGCCGAGCAACUACAGAAGUUGAAGGAACAGUUGGAUGCUACGGCAAAAAAAGAUAGUAACGAGCCUACUGCUUCGCAGAGUAAAUAG